AUGACUUUCUUGCGCGGUGGUCACUGGUUAGCUGGAACGCAGCUGCUGUUAUGGCUUGCGGUUAUUCUAGCAGCGGUGUUGAUUAGAAAGUUGAAGGCGCAGGGCAUUCCAAUAUUGCCCCACUCCCUCAUAUUCGGUCACAUGCUCAUCGCCGCCGACUUCAGCAAGGAGAAUCCUGCCGACAUCAACUUCACACAAUUCCAGUCAUGGCUAUUCCGCAACUUCAAGCGGUAUUUCGCAGACUUGGUCCACUUACCCCCUGUGGUCUACUUCGACAUUUGGCCAGUUCUGGCCUUUCCUGUAGCCUUUGUGUACAAUACUCGAUCGGCAGCUCAGGCCUUUCAAAUUAAGAACUUGCCAAAACACUCACUCGGGCGCAAUUUCUUGGAUCCGUUGACUCAUCAGAGGGAUCUAUCUACUAUCCACGGUGAAGAAUGGAAGUUCUGGCGCUCAAAGUUCAAUCCGGGUUUCAGUCCUAGGAACAUUACUGCGCUGGUUCCCGAGUUGAUCAAGGAGAUUGAAGUCUUUGUCGAGGUAUUGCGACAAUUGGCCGGGAAAGAUGGUUCCUGGGGACCUGUAUUUCAGCUCGAGAAGAAGACGGUAAACCUGACAUUUGAUGUGAUUAUUUGGGCAAUCCUGAACAAGCGGCUGCACGAACAAACAAACCCAACCAACAGCCCAUUGAAGCGUGCACUGGCAGAUCAAGCCCGCAUCAUGGCCAUAGGCCGACACGCAGGCCAGGUUUUCACAUGGAAACGGAUGCCCUGGCACACCAGGGCCGCUGCACGCAACAACCGCAUCAUGCACGACUUCUUCAUGCCCGAGGUCCAGCGUAUCCUACAUUCCCAAGGCGAGACCUCACAACAAGACAAAAAGACAGCUCUGGGUUUGGCGCUUCAACCCACCACGUAUCCCGAGUUAGACACCGAAAAGACAACUAGCUCUCUCUCCCCCGACACCGAGACUCUCGAAUCCAUAAUGAGCCACCUCAAGAUUCUCAUCUUCGCGGGUUACGAAACCACCGCCGCAGCCGUAUGCUGGAUGUUCAAGCUCCUGCAAGACCAUCCAGACAGUAUGGCCAAGCUGCGGUCCGAACACGACGCCAUUUUCGGGCCCGACCCAGACGACGCAGCCGGGAUUCUGACCCAGUCGCCCCAACUCCUGAAUUCUCUGCAUUACACCACCGCCGUCAUCAAAGAAACCCUCCGUCUCUACCCCCUCGCGGGAUCCCUACGCGAAGGCGAAGCCGGGUUUUGCAUGACGGCCCCGGGAUCAUCGACAGAAUAUCCUACGGAUGGAUUUAUCGUCUGGCAGGGCUCGGCUGGCAUCCAGCGCGACCCGGCGCUGUGGCCGAGAGCGGACGAGUUUGUGCCUGAGCGCUGGCUUGUGAUGGAUACAGAGGAUCCAUUGUAUCCUGUAAAGGAGGCGUGGCGGCCGUUUUCGUGGGCCCCGAGGGUUUGCAUUGGGAUGGAGUUGGCGAUAAGUGAUAUCAAGCUCGUGGCGUCGCUCGUGGCGAGGAGGUUUGACAUUGAGGAGGCUUGGGAUGAGUGGGAUGCUCAACGUGGACCGAACUGCUCAAAGGAUACCGUGGACGGCCAGAGACUGUAUGCAGUCGGCGAGGGGACGGUGCACCCGAAGGAUAAGAUGCCGGUCCACGGUCGAUUGCGCUAGGUAUAAAAAUCAAUUCGGCUAGUUGCAUCAUACUAAUAUGAGAUACCUAGGUAGAGUUCACAACUGUAAAGGUAAGGCGACACGUCAAGUUGCCUGCAGUAUGGAAAUACGAAGUUUCGCAGGUUGUUCGGUAGUGAAUGCUAUAUCUACCAUUGUAGGGGUAUCCUAGAAUAGGUUUCGUACCCAUAGCACCGAAAGAUCGGAAAACA
Pseudomassariella vexata is the source of this 1880-nucleotide messenger RNA. Its product is annotated as vera protein. Gene Ontology annotation, molecular function: monooxygenase activity; oxidoreductase activity, acting on paired donors, with incorporation or reduction of molecular oxygen; iron ion binding. The record is from RefSeq and is a predicted model, not a curated record. The transcript is spliced from 5 exons. NCBI's taxonomy places the organism in Eukaryota, Fungi, Ascomycota, Sordariomycetes, Amphisphaeriales, Pseudomassariaceae. Bases 1 to 1671 code for a protein of 556 amino acids.